CCCUGCUAUCCUGGUGCUGCCUGCCGCCUGUGGUCCUGGCCCGGCAGCAAUGGCGGGCCAGGGGCUGCCUGUCCUGCCUCCCCCUGGCCGGGGCUUCCCUCCCCCCGCAGGGAGGUCUAGUUAAUUAUAACUCUGACCUGAGUGCCCUGCGCUGCCACGCCUCGGCCAGUGCGCCCAGGAGACCCAGCCACCAGGUCCAUGUCUCAGCCUUGCUCCCCGCGGAAGCACCCCUGUCUCUCUGGGGCCCUUCAGCCCUCAGCCCUGCUGCUGCUGCAGCUGCUGCUGUCCCCUGCAUCUGCCUUCCUCACCAAUUUCUGGAACCUCAUGGCUGGCCCUGGCUCCAUCAGCCACCAGCACAUGACUGAGGAGGCAGCCCUAAAAGUCACCCUGCAGCUCUUCCUGGACCAUCCCAUCCCCGGCCGGCCACCCCUUCGUCCAGAAGACUUUUCGGGCAAAUCCCUGCUUAUUGACCACCUCUUCGAUGCCUACUAUGGACCUGGGUAUAAUUCCCGGUCGUUCCGAGCAGCCUUAAAUGAGCUGUCGCGUGCCAACGCAGCCCAGGACUUCCAGCAAAGCACCAAGGAUGACCCUGACCUGCACUUCGACGCCGAACGGCUGGACCAGGGGCACACUCGCAUGAGAGAGGCUCUGCAGGAAGCCCUGGUGGCAGCCAGAGCCCAGGACUACACUCUGGCCCGCAAGCGCUUUGGCGCUGCACUUCACGCCUUACAGGAUUUCUACAGUCACAGCAACUGGGUAGAGCUGGGGAUAGAGGAGCCACAUCCUUACCUCCUCGGGCUAACGAAGACACUCUGGACCGUGGCACCAGCCCGUGCUAUUACCUGUUCCGACUGUUCAGAGUUGAGCUGCCCUAAGAAUUUGCUGACCGUCACACUCCUUACCUCUGGCUACUUUGGAACGAAUCCUCCUAAACCUCCAGGGAAAUGUAGCCAUGGGGGCAGAUUGGACCAGAGCCGCACCCAGCCACCCCGGGGAGGCAUCAACAAGGACAGCACAUCGCCCACCUUCUCCCCACACCACAUGUUCCACCAACAGGCUGCAAACCUGGCGCUUAUGUCCACCGUCCAGGCCUUCAACUUCCUCCGAAGCAACCUGGGCGACAGCAGUUUCUCCAGGCUGUUGAACAUCUCCCCAGGGUCCAGCCUGAGCUUCGUCCUGGACACCACAGGCAGCAUGGGGGAGGAGAUCAGCGCUGCCAAAAUCCAGACUCGCCGCAUUGUGGAGCAGCGACGAGGCACCCCCAUAGAGCCCAUUCAUUACAUCCUGGUGCCUUUCCAUGAUCCAGAAUUUGGACCUGUUUUUACAACCAGUGAUCCUGACAGCUUUCAGCAGCAUCUCAAUGAGCUCCAAGCCUUGGGGGGUGGAGACGAGCCUGAGAUGUGCCUGUCGGCCUUGGAGUUAGCCCUGCUGCACACACCGCCACUCUCAGACAUCUUUGUCUUUACCGAUGCCUCCCCAAAGGAUGCUUUUCUCACCAGCCGCGUGGAAUCCCUGACUCAGGAGCGGCGCUGCAGGGUGACAUUCUUGGUGACUGAGGACCCGUCCAGAGUUCUGGGGCGCGCUCGGCGGGAGGUGUUAUCGCCUCAGCGUUUUGAGCCCUAUGAAGCCGUGGCUCGGGCAUCAGGAGGAGAGGUGAUUUUCACCAAAGACCGGUACAUUCGGGACGUGGCGACCGUUGUUGGCGAGAGCACGGGUACUCUGGUGACCCUUCCCCUGGAUCCCCCUGUGGCCCUGCCCGGGAGGGCGCUCGUGUUCCACGUGGACGGGCUGCUGCACAAGCUCACCGUGCGCCUGCACGGGCAGAUCCGCAGCUUCAGCAUCAGGAGCCCUGCAGGGCUCUCUCAAGGCCAGGAGGAAGGCCCGGGCCCUCUGGGUCACACCCGCCGCUUUGGGCAGUUCUGGAUGGUGACCGUGACUGACCCCCCACAGGCGGGGACGUGGGAGAUCCAGGUGGCGGCCGAGGGCGCCCCGUGGGUGAGAGUGCAAGCCCGGAGCUCCGUGGACUUCCUCUUCUACUUUGGGAUCCCCGUGGAUGACGGCCCCCAUCCUGGCUUCUACCCCCUGACUCAGCCAGUUGCAGGUCUCCGGACCCAGCUGCUGGUGGAGGUGACGGGGCUGGACAGCCAUCCGCGCUUCUCCCACGCGGUCCUCCGAAAGGUGCCCGAGGGCACGGAGCUGGGCCGCGUGGCCCUGGAGCCUGUCGGCCCCCCGGAGCAGGGCCUCCUCACGGCCUCCCUGCCGCCCACCCUGCUGUCUACCUCGUCCCCCUUUUCUCUCCAACUUAUCGGCCGGAAUGGAGAGGGGCAGGACCUGCAAAGGGCCGCCCCCCAGCCGUGCACCGUGGCCCAGGUGCUUGUGGAGCUGAGCGGCCCCCCAAGUUUCUUGGUCCCGGGCAGCAAGGUCCCUCUCAGUCUCUACAUCUCCAGCUUCUCGGGCACUCAGGAUCUCGAUAUUAAGACCGAUGUCAACCCCCAUUUUGCCCUCACCUCCAACCUGACCAGGGCCCACCUGCGACUGAAUGAGUCGGUCUCGGGGCGCCUGUGGCUGGAGGUCCCCAACUCAGCAGCCCCUCGAUCCAUAGUGACGGUGACGGUGGCAGUGAUGGGUGUGGCAGGCCGAGGAGCCAGCCCCGCGCCCCCCACCCAUGCCUUCCUCCAGCUCCUGGUACAAGAUCCGGCAGGGCAGGUGAGGCACCCCGCUUUCGGGCAUCCAGGCUUGGCACGACGCCACAUCCACGCCUGUGCUUCCUUCCGCCAAGCCGCUGGCGCAUCCCUCCACUCGACCGCCUCGGGGAAGGGCCGGAAGAGGGGUGGGCAGCUCCCGGUGGGCGAGCGUGCCAGGGCUGCUGCUGCUAUCCUGGGCCUCCUGGGCACGCAGCCCUUAGAGGAAAUGCGCUGGAUUCCCGUAGCGCACUUCCCCUUGUGA
Messenger RNA from Perognathus longimembris pacificus (Pacific pocket mouse), 2946 nucleotides. It is a transcript of the gene Vwa7, whose product is annotated as von Willebrand factor A domain containing 7. Lineage: Eukaryota; Metazoa; Chordata; Mammalia; Rodentia; Heteromyidae. Bases 199 to 2946 code for a protein of 915 amino acids. The transcript has 18 exons. The record is from RefSeq and is a predicted model, not a curated record.